AUGUUUUUCAAUAAUCUUCAUAAUAAUGGUAAAUCUGUGUUUACCUCUAAUUCCGAACAAUCUUUAAAGCCAAAGAAAGAAUCGCACGUAAGUGCAAGAGUUGGUGCAGAAUUUUGUUUAAAAACUCAAAUUCAACGAGGUGCUCCUUAUGGUUCUCUAAAAGGAUGUUAUGAGUUAAAGGGAAAUUCCAAUGAAACUUUUUUUGGACUUAGUUUGCUAAAUCGUCCAGGUCUAAGUUUUUCUAAUCCUUAUAAAGAUGAGUUUACGGAUGAAGAUUUGUAUCCUGCCUUGAUGGAUCCCAUAUCAUGUACUAUCCAUUGUGGUGACUUCUUUUUUAAAUAUGCUGCUCUCAAAAACGGAAAUGAGUGUUAUUGUGGAAACGAUACUAUUGAAUCAUCGUAUAAUCAAAUAAACAAUACAUUUUGUAAUAAAACUUGUGUAGGAUGUCUUGAUUAUAAUUGUACGUCUAAUGACAAGUGUGGUGGGGAAACUGUUUAUACAGUUUAUGAUGUAAAGAUUCCGGAUAACAAAGUGCCGACAGACGGAGGAAAUAUAAAUAUAGAAGAAAAACUUGACAUAAUUAGUAAUGUCAAAAAUAGUAGCAAUCCUCGAUAUGAACCUCGCUUUUUAAACUGUAUUAAAGAUAGUUCUGAUUGUUAUAAGAGGAUAUUAAAUAGUACUGAAGUGUACGAGACGGGAGUUGAUACAAUUGAUAAGUGCAUAAAGUACUGUAAUAGCAAAGGUAUCUUUGGAUAUGCAGGAUUAGAAGCAGGAAAUCAAUGUUUUUGCGGUAAUGAUUUUACUUCCAAAGAUAUUAAUUUAGAUCUAGAACAUUGCAGCUGUAGCUGCGUGGGUAAUAGAUCACAAAUAUGUGGAGGCUUUUUUGCGCUUAGCGUAUAUAAUGCUUCCAAGGUUGAUAUUAAAAAUGAGGGUGAUAACUCAACUGGUUUAUCCAAAAAAAAUAAAAUAAUUGUUAUAGCAGUAGGAUUAUUUGUAGGUCUAAUAGUCAUUGGUGUGGACAGUUUUGACAUGAAUAGGAUUCCGAUUGAUGGAAAUGGGAAGGAAUAUUGUUUAAAAACUCAAAUUCAACGAGGUGUUCCUUAUGGAACUCUAAAAGGAUGUUAUGAAUUAAAGGAAGAUUCUAAUGAAACUUUUAAUGGACUUAGUUUGCUAAAUCGUCCAGGUCUAAGUUUUUCUAAUCCCUAUAAAGAUGAGUUUACGGAUGAAGAUUUGUAUCCUGCCUUGAUGGAUCCCAUAUCAUGUACUAUCCAUUGUGGUGACUACUUUUUUAAAUAUGCAGCUCUCAAAAACGGAAAUGAAUGUUAUUGUGGAAACGAUACUAUUGAGUCAUCGUAUAAUCAAAUAAACAAUACAUUUUGUAAUAAAACUUGUGUAGGAUGUCUUGAUUAUAAUUGUACGACUAAUGACAAGUGUGGUGGGGAAACUGUUUAUACUGUUUAUGAUGUAAAGAUAUCAGAUAAUAAAGUGCCGUCAAACGGGGGAAAUAUAAAUAUAGAAGAAAAACUCGACAUAAUUAGUAAUCUCAAAAAUAGUAGCAAUCUUCGAUAUGAACCUCGAUUUUUAGCUUGCAUUAAAGAUAGUCCUCUUUGUUUUAAGAGGAUAUUAAAUAGUACUGAAGUCCAUGAGACAGGAGUUGAAGUUGAUACAAUUGAUAAGUGUAUAAAGUACUGUAAUAGCAAGGGUAUCUUUGGAUAUGCAGGAUUAGAAGCGGGAAGUCAAUGUUUUUGCGGUAAUGAUUUUACUUCCAAAGAUAUUAAUUUAGGUCCAGAACAUUGCAGUUCUAGUUGUGUAGGUAAUAGAUCACAAAUUUGUGGAGGUUUUUUUGCUCUUAGCGUAUAUGAUGCUUCCAAGGUUGAGGGUGAUGGUUUAUCCACAGCACAAAUAAUUGGUAUAUCAAUAGGAACGUCAGUUGGAGAAAUAUCAGAACGAGCAGAAAUUUCCAAGUGUUAUACUUAUAAAAAUGUAGAAGAUUCUUCUGUUAAAGGUUCUUUAAGUUUCGGAAUUCCUGGAGUUUGUGAUGAAGAUAUUUUUCUAAAAUUUUAA
Diversispora eburnea is the source of this 2064-nucleotide messenger RNA. NCBI's taxonomy places the organism in Eukaryota, Fungi, Glomeromycota, Glomeromycetes, Diversisporales, Diversisporaceae. The record is from the annotation of a GenBank genome assembly.